CUUUGUAGGGCAAAGGAGUAGCAAUGCCCAAACACUAACUACUGGCAGGACGUGCACUUCACCAGCGGGGCCAGUGGGUCACUGUAGUGGUGACACAGUCUUGCCCAGCGUGGUGGGAAGGCGCUUAGGCUGUUGCCAGGAGUAACACAGCUAUGAUUGGUAGAAUGUCCGCGUUGUUAUGGAAACAGAACGCUGGCCGCAAUCGCCCUUUAACUCCAGAUCAAGCAGGGCUCCUGUGUGAGCAGGGCACGAUGGCAGAAUGGGAGCCAGGAGAGCCCACCAGAGACAAGGCCAGAUAUGAUCUGAACCUGGACAUCAGGAAGAGAAACGUUUUCGUCACCCAGUUAGGGGAGGCGAGAGAAGAAGACGAGAAUGUUACACAACUUCCUGUCAUAAAAGAGGCUGCUAGUAAGAUUUUGGAGAACAGUAAAAACACAUUGCAGAGAACCCUUGUUUUGAAGAAAGAGGUUGAGUAUGACCAUGUCAGCCAGGAGCUCCUUGCUAAAAGACGAGAAUUUAGCGAUCGAAAACAUGCAUUGGACGUGAGGAAAGAGGAAUUCUCACAGAAACAGACUGAGUACACAGAAAAAGCUGCCAAUUUUGAGAAAUUUCUGCAGGACAGUGAUGUUCGAAGGAGACGAGCAAUUCUCAAGUAUCAGACAGAGGCUAAGCAGAAUGAAUUAAGAGACAUGGAAAUCAAUAAACUAGUAAAGCAGCUAGAAGAGAAGAAAAUCAGGCAACAGAAACUUCACGAAAAAGUGAAAAAACUCAAACUCUUUGAAGAGUUCCUACUGAGAACUGUUGAUAUUGUUCCUGAAAAUUAUCUUGAAUAUGGGGUGGACUCUCCAGUUAAAGCAAUUAUAAGACGCUAUGAAACUCUGUCAUUGACUAAUGAGAGCUUGGUGAACAAUCUGACUGUUCUUGCUGAUGAACAGGAGAACAAGCAGCAUGAGCUGGAAAACUUGCAGCAGCAACAUGAUACAUUAAAGCUGAUGAUGACCAGUGAGCUUUCUCAGCUUCAGAUGGACUAUGAUAUAUUAUUGGAGAAAAACAAACAACUCGAGCUGAAAUUUAACCUGGACAAAGGUCAAUUUAGGAACCAGAGUGUAGAAGUUGCAAGCCUUUUGAUGUCCAUUACAAACCUUUCUGAACAGUGCCAUUUGAAACAUUUUAGGUCAAUAGAUGAAGCUGAAUUGUUACAAAAACUGGAUAUGAUUAAGGAAUUCAUACUGGAAAAAAGUCAGGUUGAAAAACUGGCAACACAUCUUUCAGAAGAAAGACCUUCCCUAUUCAAUCUGGAUGAUCAAACUCUAAAGCACAAACGAACUUCUAAGAAGCCAUUUAAAAUAAAAGUUUCAGAAGUGCAACAUCAAGACAACAAGAACAGCAACAACCGAAGAGUAUCCAUUGUUGAAGCCAAAAUCUAAUGAAGGAUUUCACUAAGAAGAAAAUCAUAAAAAUAUUUGCUUUAUGAUUGCCUUGGCACUUACCAGUAUAGUCAUGUGGUCAUUUAUUUCAUGGGCUUCAUCUCCUGGAUUAGGAUUUGUGUCUCAAAUGUGAAAUUACUAAUAUUAGAUUAUUUUAUGUAAUGGUUUAAUGGUUAAAUACUAUUAAGCAGGAGUAUGCUUUUUUGUUAAGCCAUAUUUGAGUUCUUUAUAGAAAGGGGCUAAUAAAUAAUAUCAUAGGCCUACCUUGCGGUAGGUUUGUAAAUACAUUCUUUUUCCAGAGCUCUCUCUUGAUUUAUAUAAUAUUGGGUCAUUUACUUAAAAAGUGCAAUUUUGGAUACAACGUGACUGAUUCUGAAUGAAGUGUCUUUCCCAUAA
Molecule: messenger RNA, 1823 nt
Organism: Xenopus tropicalis (tropical clawed frog)
Lineage: Eukaryota; Metazoa; Chordata; Amphibia; Anura; Pipidae
Gene: ccdc197
Product: coiled-coil domain containing 197
Exons: 9
Coding region: 153-1427 (424 amino acids)
Cellular component (GO): microtubule cytoskeleton
Source: RefSeq, a predicted model, not a curated record